GAAAGUAGUGUGCUGCCUAACCGAUAAUGCAGCAAAUGUUACUAAGGCUAUACAAAUCAUUGGAUGGACACACCUACCAUGCCUGGCCCAUACUAUUAACCUGGUGGUAAGAGAUGCACUGCAAGCUUCAAAGCCCAUCAUUGAUAAGGUGAAAGAGGCAGUGGAAUACUUUCACAGAAGCACCGUGGGGGCACAAAAACUGAAGGAGACUCAACUACAAAUGAAGAUGGAGGAGCUCCGACCGAAACAGGAUUGUUCUACUAGGUGGAAUUCCACCUACUACAUGUUGAAAAGCUUUAUUGCCAGUAAAAAUGCCAUAAUCUCCACCCUGGCCGUCACCAAUGCACCUGUCCGCCACCUGUCCCAGGAGGAAUGGACCACAGUGCAAGAAUUGUGCACAAUCUUGCAACCAUUUGAGGAAGUCACUGUGGAACUCAGUGCAGAAAGGUAUGUAGCUUGGUUGCACAGCAGUAUAUUUCUUUUGCAUGCAUGCAUAGUACCUGAUAGUAAAUUAUGAAUAUUUUAUACCAUAUUAGAAAUCUGUGUAAUACACUGGGGUAUAUAUCAUUGUCAGUAGAUUUUUGUAGCCUGCAUGCCAAUAUCCUGAAAAAUAAAUGUAUAAAAAAUAUUUUUUUUAUUUAAAACAAAAAUAGAUUUGAUAUCACAAUACAUAUUUGUUUAAUACAUUGUAAUAUUUAUCAUUGUUUCAGCUUUAAAAUUGUAACAUUAAAGUUUUUUUCACCAGCUACUUGACAGCCUCGAAGGUCAUAGUGCUGGCCAGGGGACUUCAAAGAGCCACCGCUGAUUUCCGGCGAAACACUACAACAGCAGAAGCGCAAGCUGUGAUCGACAGUCUGUGUGCGAGUAUGUCAACGCGAUUCCACAAGAUUCAUGCCAAUCACAUACUAGCAGAGACUGCUGCACUUGACCCGCGUUUUAAGAGGAUGGCCUUCCCUGAUGCCAGAACAGCAGAUGAGACAUUUCAAAGGCUGUCAACUGCAGCAGCAAGAAUUAGCAGUGGUACACCCAUACAACAGCAACCAGCUGUGGAAGGACUGGAAGGAGCAGGCAGUGGUGCUGGAUCAAUAGUUUGGAGCUAUUUCCAUGAGCAAGUAGCUGGAACAGUGGAAGCCAGGAAUCCAACCGCCGAUGCUGUCAUGGAGGUACGAGCCUACCUGGAGGAGCCUCUUCUUGCAACACAUGAGGAUCCCCUCAAGUGGUGGGAGAGUCGUGCCCCUGUUUACCCCAGGCUUAGCAAGCUGAUGGCCAAGAAGCUUUGUGUUGUGGCGACAUCAGUUCCCUCUGAGAGAAUAUUCUCAAAAACUGGACAGAUAAUCUCAGAGAGGAGAAGUCGCCUUAAGCCCAAAAAGGUCAGAGCUCUUGUCUUCCUUAAUGCAAAUUUGCCCAAGGACAAGAAAGAGAGGCAGAAAAAGCCAUAA
Molecule: messenger RNA, 1439 nt
Organism: Misgurnus anguillicaudatus (oriental weatherfish)
Lineage: Eukaryota; Metazoa; Chordata; Actinopteri; Cypriniformes; Cobitidae
Source: RefSeq, a predicted model, not a curated record